Anopheles moucheti is the source of this 1643-nucleotide messenger RNA. It is a transcript of the gene CAH1, whose product is annotated as carbonic anhydrase. The transcript has 4 exons. The coding region runs from base 419 to 1249 and encodes 276 amino acids. Lineage: Eukaryota; Metazoa; Arthropoda; Insecta; Diptera; Culicidae. The record is from RefSeq and is a predicted model, not a curated record. Gene Ontology annotation, molecular function: carbonate dehydratase activity; zinc ion binding. Gene Ontology annotation, cellular component: cytoplasm.
ACGAGCAGGUUGUGUUGUGUCGCGUCGUUGCGCUAUAAUCAGUACCAUCCGUCGAUCUAUCCCGUUGGUUUCACUUGUUCGUUACUGGCAGUGGACGGAAAGCAUUCGUGUCAGCUGGAAUUUGUUGAUGUUGUCCAGUUUUUCGUUAAGUCGGUGAAAUUACUGCGUGGCUCGCGGGUCGAUACGCACGAUCGAAUACGCGUGUAGUGUUGGACAGUGUUGCUUUGGAUUGUUGAUAACAGCGGAUACCAUAAGCUGACUAUUUGUAGGAGUCUAUUACAACCUACAAUUGUAUUUGUGCACAAUUGUUUCGUAAAACGAAAGAGAGUUAGCAGUUAUCAGUGUCCAAGUGCAGAGAAGGCUUGGAGUGUUUGUUGUUUGUAUAGUAGUGAGGGAAAUUAAUCAAAAGUUCGACAAGAUGUCCGUCUCUUGGGGAUAUACACAAACGAAUGGACCGCAGAAAUGGCCGGAAAUGUUCCCGCAGGCUCGCGGACAACGCCAGUCACCGGUCGAUAUCGUUACCACCAAAACCCAAAACUCGGGUGAUCUGCAGGAGAAUCCGCUACGCUGGACGUACGUGCCAGAGAACACGCGCAGCCUGGUCAAUCCUGGAUACUGCUGGCGGGUGGAUGUGAACGGCAAGGGUUCAUUGCUGACCGGAGGACCGCUCAACAAGGAGCAGUUCAUACUGGAACAAUUCCACUGUCACUGGGGGUGUUCGGACUCGCGCGGAUCGGAGCAUACGGUUGAUGGAGAAUCGUUUGCCGGUGAGCUGCACCUGGUCCAUUGGAACCAGAGCAAGUACAAGAGCUUCGCAGAGGCCGCUGGCCAUCCCGAUGGGUUGGCGGUGCUGGGCGUGUUUUUGAAGGUUGGCAAGCCGCACCCGGAGCUGGAUAUCAUCGCUCGUUUGCUUCCGUUCAUCACUCACAAGGGCGAUCGCGUUACACUAAACAAGCCACUUGAUCCGGCACGUUUGCUACCGGAGGGCAAAGCUUACUGGACCUACUUGGGAUCUCUGACCACACCUCCGUGCUCGGAAUCGGUCACCUGGAUUCUGUUCAAGGAACCGAUCGAAGUUUCGCACGAACAGCUGGAGCUGUUCCGCGAAAUGCGCUGCUACGAUGCUGCCGAAGAGUGUCCAUGCGAUGAAACGCUUAACAAGCAGUUCGAAUACGGCAAGGUGAUUAAUAAUUUCCGUCCACCGCUGGAGCUUGGCAACCGUCAGCUGCGUGAAGUUGAUAGCUAUUAAAACAAUAUUUGGCCAAAUGCGAAUGUUUCAAAUUAUCACAAACACAGUUAUAUAAAUCAGAAGAAAUAUUCAGAAGCAGCAGCAUAAAUGUGUAAAUGAUUCGAACCAGGUCGAUCUGUGACCGACCCGACUAGUGCGAAGCGCGUCAACGCACCGUUCGAGGUUCGCUUAUGGUAAUCAUGUUUUAAAUUAGAUUCAAUCGCCCGUCGCAACCAGUGUGGGCAAAAAGGGUAAACGUAGAACAACCACAGGAAGUCCUCGAUUUAGGUCUCUUACCUUUUCGCCAGUGAAAUGGAUUGCGAUCGUGUAUCGUGGAUACGUUAGUAUUGGGUGAAUUAGUUAUCAAACCGAAUGCAGAUACAAAAAUACGUAAAAUGAGGCAAAGCAAAAGCAA